UUGUAUUCUGCUGGACCUGUUGCGGUUGGAACUGAUCGUGCAAUUGGAAAAUUAACAGUUGAUGGAGAUAUUUAUACAACUGGAAAAUUAAUCACACCAUCAGAUAUUCGUCUCAAAGAAAAUAUAACUGAAAGAGAAGCAAGAGAAGCUCUCGAUAACUUGUGUAAAUUGAGAAUUGUCGAUUAUUUCUACAAACCAGAAGUUGCGGAAAAAUGGGGAUUGACUGAAGAACAAAGAAAAAGAACUGGUGUUAUUGCACAAGAAUUGGCUGCAGUUUUACCAGAUGCAGUGAAAGAUAUUGGUGAUUAUUUGACUGUCAAUGAAUCAAGAGUUUUCUAUGAAACUGUUUUGGCGACACAAGAAUUAUGUAGAUUGACAGGAGAUCUCGAUCAAAAAAUUGAUGAUAAAGUUGAAGAAAUUUCUCAACGCUUGGCAAAAUAUGCUGCCAGAAAGAAGAUGUUGAGUUCAAUGGCAUCAAAUUUGGAUUCGAAAGACAAGAAAUCAAUUGUUUCACAAUCACAUCUUUCAUUGAUUUCAUCAGUUUCCCAAUACAAAGAAAAAAGAAGAUCACGACGAGCAUCAAGCCAACAACAACAAGGUUUAUGUGGAUCUCGAUGGGCUCAAGGGACAAUUAUUCUUCUUGUUGGAAUAAUGGCUUUCUGCCUUCUAACAAUGUCAGGAUUAUAUGUUCUUGAUUGGCAUAAUCGAAACUAUGGAUAUCACCACGUUUAUCAUGGAUCACAAUCUGCUGAACCACCAGCAAAUAUGGUUUUAUCACCAAAUCGCGGUGUACCACAUUGGCAGCCAGAUGCCCCGCCAGUUAUGCCAAAUUGCGUUUCAUUACAAUGCAAAAAUUAUUGUUGUCCGGAUGGAGAAGAAGAACCAGACAGCGAAGAGGUUCGUUUUUCUUGUGCGCAUGAUUAUGAAAAACAACGUGAUUUUUUACAGUUCAACGGAGAGAACAGUUUUGAACCAGUGUCUCGAUCAACAUUCACCAAAAGAGAAUUCGGAACCGGAGUAUCGAUUCAAUUACCCGAAUAUAAAAUGGAUAUCGACAGUCGAUAUUGUGUGGAGAAAAGUUGCAACAAGAAAUUAAGAGUAUUCAACUUAUUCAUCCCAAUCUCCAAAUAUUAUCCAAACCUUCCAUUAGAAGUUCUCAUAAAAACACCACACACCAAAAGUGUCAGUAAUUGUGGAUAUGUUUCAUAUUUUGCAAACAAGCAAUGCUCUGAUAGAAAAAAAUCAACUAUGGAUGACACUAUUUAUCCAGCUUCUUCACAGGUUUGUGUUUUAUUUGUUAUUUUCAAAAUUUCUGAAUUUCUAUAUUUAUUUUGAUAAUUUCAGAUUAUGGAAAAUCUUUUUGAACUCGAUGUUGGAGAUUACAUUCAAUCUGCCUAUCGUUUCCGUGUUUCAUAUAUUGCAGAAGCAUGUUUCGCCCACGAAUCCAAUGGAGGAACUUAUGAAGAAUACAACUUAUUUUUCUACAGACAAUGCAACACAAAUAAUAAUAGUACAACGUUUUAA
This is a messenger RNA of Caenorhabditis angaria, 1524 nucleotides long. The record is from the annotation of a GenBank genome assembly. Lineage: Eukaryota; Metazoa; Nematoda; Chromadorea; Rhabditida; Rhabditidae.